Messenger RNA from Sardina pilchardus (European sardine), 2029 nucleotides. RefSeq lists its product as uncharacterized. The transcript has 8 exons. The record is from RefSeq and is a predicted model, not a curated record. Lineage: Eukaryota; Metazoa; Chordata; Actinopteri; Clupeiformes; Clupeidae. The coding region runs from base 38 to 1462 and encodes 474 amino acids.
UGUGUCAGUGUCUCGCGGACUUUGUCUUAAUCAAGUCAUGCCUGAAAGAAAUGCCAGAAAGGAAGUAAAAACACCUGGGAGAACUCAGCUGGUUUUACCAAGGGAACCAGUGCAAACUCGAAGUCGAACGAGGACAACUGACUCAAAGAAAAGUAAAAAGACACUGCUAGAUGAUGAUAUGGGAACAGGUAAGAACACACUGAAAGAGGAUGUGAUUGUUUCAACACCCUGUAAUAUGAAGACGUUGCAGAGGUGUCCCACCUGUUUCUCAGUCCUGCCCAUUGUCCAGGGAACAGACUACCAGGCCAGUCCAGUGGCUCAGUGUACCAACUGCCCCACCAAGCCCUACCUCUGUGCCACCUGCCUCUCUCCCUGGCAAGGCCCUCCUGGGGUGCUGGGCCGCUGUACCAACCAGAGGUGUGCAGUGGUGGGAACCCUCCUCACCUGUGGGCUGAUCACCGACCCAAGCAAAGUAAAGGGCUGUCCAGAGUUCCGCGCUUGUCCCAAAUGCUACAGUCUACUCACGCACAGCCGUGGCUGCAACCAACUGAGCAGACUAAACCUUAAGCACCAAUUAUCAAUGGACCCUGGUGCCAAAAAGUGUCCCACCUGUUCUUCAGUCCUGCGCAUCAUCCAGGGAACACACUGGCAGGCCAGUCCAGUGGCUCAGUGUACCAUCUGCCCCACCAAGCCCUACCUCUGUGCCACCUGCCUCUAUCCCUGGCAAGGCCCUCCUGGGGUGCUGGGCCGCUGUACCAACAAGAGUUUGUAUCAGUGUCCCGCGGACUUUGGUCGUAAUCAAGUCAUGCCUAAAAGAAAUGGCAGAAAGGAAGUAAAAACACAUGGGAGCACUCAGCUGGUUGUACCAAGGGAUGUACCAAGGGAACCAGUGGAAACUCGAAGUCGAACGAGGACAACUGCCCCAAAGAAAAGAAAAAAGAAACAGCUAGAUGAUGGCAUAGCAGGUAGGAACACACAAAAGGAGGACACAAUUGUUGCAACACCCUACAAAAUAAAAGGGGAGUUACAGAAGUGUCCCACCUGUUCCUCUGUCCUGCACAUUGUCCAGGGAACAGACUGGCAGGCCAGUCCAGUGGCUCUGUGUACCAACUGCCCCACCAAGCCCUACCUCUGUGCCACCUGCCUCUCUCCCUGGCAAGGCCCUCCUGGGGUGCUGGGCCACUGUGCCAACAAGAGGUGUGCAGUGGUGGGAACCCUCCUCACCUGUGGGCUGAUCACCGACCCACUAAGCCCAGUACGGGGCUGUCCAGAGUUUCGCGCUUGUCCCAAAUGCUACAGUCUACUAACGCACGACAACAAAGGCUGCAACAAUGUCACCUGCAUGCAGUGCGGCCAUUAUUUCUGCUACAUCUGCUUGAACUCUCGAGAAUGUUGGAAUUCUAUUUUCAUUUUACAGAGCCCUCACAGUAAACCAGCUGCGCGUCAGCGAUUCCAUGUGUAACUUCAAGUGAAAAAACGGAUGCAUUCUCAAGAGUAGCCUGCUAUGGCAUCACAAUCCUUUGAAAUGGACAGCUACAGGUGCUAAAUCAAAUUGGUAGUCUACUAAAUGCUUCUUUUGCCCUUCUAGUUUGUUUGUCAACUGCAUGCUGAUGUAGCCUGGCACGCCCUCCCAGUGACGUAACACCUUCGGCUUUUGCUGUCGCUGGUCUGGUCAACUGCUAAUCGGGAAGGAUUUCUGAGUUCCCGAAAUCUGCGGAACUGCCCCCUUUGGUCGAGAACCAAUCAACUUUGAGCAGCUCCAACGGCUCUGUGUAGAGGCGUGUUCAAGGCAGAGGAAAGAGUGUUGUUAUUGGUUUAAACUCGGCAAACCGCUUUCUGACAUCGACCAGUAGCAAAUCGAGGCACUUAAAGGAGGCGGGUCGACCAGCGCUUGGAGAAACCGUGUUAGCACAGGCUCUUGGUCAGACUAAAGUCUCGCAGAGCCUUUGAAAGUCGAUGGUAAUCAGGCUAAUGCUGAUGUAGCCUAGAUGUACUUUGCUUAAUGAAAUAAAAGCGAAUCUGAUCUAUC